Messenger RNA from Elaeis guineensis (African oil palm), 1780 nucleotides. RefSeq names its product zinc finger protein ZAT5. Lineage: Eukaryota; Viridiplantae; Streptophyta; Magnoliopsida; Arecales; Arecaceae. The record is from RefSeq and is a predicted model, not a curated record.
UCUAGGCUUUCGCUCCAUUCCCUAUCACCAAGAAUCCUCGCAUUAAAAGUUACGGGUUUGCUUCAAAGCCAACCGAACCUCCCCACACCUCUUCUUAUCCUUCUUGUUUGCCCCCCUCACGUUAUUACUGAACUCCUUUCUUUCUAUCCCUCCUUUUUAGCCAGCCCUCGUUAGAGAGGCAAGGCAAACACAUGCCUUUACCGUGCUCCACUUUUUGUUUCAUUUUUAGUUAUGACUCUCUCCCCUUUUUCUCUAGCUAUACCUGUGAUUUUUUGGAACCAACCCUUUUCUUAACCGACCUUAGCUAAGUAUCGAGUGCACACAACUUGGUUGGAUAGCCCACCCUUCCCCCGUCCUUUUCUAUUUGUUUCUUCCCACUCCCCCUCUCUUCACUCCACACCUCUCCUAUUUCCACCUAAUUCCCUAUAUUUUAACUUCCUCUCUCUCAGCUAUAUAUGUGAGCAAGUGAGCUUGGCAACGGAAGGAAUGGCGGACUAAUUCACGGUUCUUCUUCACAAGAGGAAAGGGCGGCUUUUGACUCCUCUCGCUAUAUAUAAAUAUAAAUAAACUCCCAUCCAUCCCUUCAUUGUUCCACCUCUCUCCCACUAUAAAUAUAUAUAUAUAUAUUAUCGACACCCUCUUCCACUCCAUCCACCUCGCUUCCUCCAUCACUUUACCUCGUUUUCUCCUCCUCCUCCUCUUCUUCUCUUUCUCUCUCGUCUUAGGGGAAGGGGAGAUGGAAUCUCCAGAAGAAGCCAUGGGCUCCAACAGCACCACCAGCAACGGCAACGGCGGCGAGUGUACGCACGCCACCUCCACCGCCAUCGUCGUGAAGGGAAAGCGCACCAAGCGGCCAAGGACCCAACCGCUGGCCCUGGCGGCCGCCAUGGCGGUUGCCGACUCCUCCUCGGCCUCCUCGGCUGAUGCUUCGGGGAGCAUCACCGAGGAGGAGGAGGACAUGGCCAAUUGCCUCAUCCUCCUCGCCCAGGGUCGCGCCCUCGAUGCCGGCGGCCCCAAGCCGGAAUUGCCGGCAGAAGAGGGCGGCGGGACCGAUAAGUUCACGAGCCGGAGAUUCACUGAGGCGGCGACGACCACCGGCGGCAAGGCUGGGUUCUACGUGUACGAGUGCAAGACAUGCAACAAAUGCUUCCCGUCGUUCCAGGCGCUGGGCGGGCACCGCGCGAGCCACAAGAAGCCUAAGCUGGCGAUCACGGCGGGCGAAGAGAAGAAGGCGUCGGUCGAAGAAGAUAUGCUGAAGAUAAGUAUGAAUUCUUUCUCCAAGGCAAUGGUCAGCGGCGGCAGCACCAAGCCGAGGGUGCACGAGUGCUCGAUUUGCGGGUCGGAGUUCAACUCCGGGCAGGCGCUGGGGGGCCACAUGCGGCGGCACCGGCCGGUGGUAAUCCCGGAGGCCGCAGAAGCCAAGAAGGAGCGGACGAUCCUCUCCUUGGAUCUCAACCUCCCAGCGCCCUCCGAUGACGACCGGCCCGAGCUCCAAAGGCCGUCCUCGCCGGCUUUCUCCUUUGCCAGCAAGCCGCCGCUCAUCUUCCCGGCGUCGGCGUCGGCCUUGGUGGAUUGCCAUUACUGAGAGCAAACUAAUGGAAGCAGAGCUAUCCAUUCUUUCUUCUUUCUUUUCCAUUUCCUUUCAUUUUCUUUUCUUUUCUUGUUUUUUUUUUUCUUUUGUUCUAAAAGAUUAAAUUGAGGAUUAUGUGGGUCAUGUGAAUUACUUAUUUGCAAGUUGGUAUUGAUAUAUAUGGAUGAUUCUUUGAAUUCUUUUUAUGUA